Molecule: messenger RNA, 1702 nt
Organism: Daldinia decipiens
Lineage: Eukaryota; Fungi; Ascomycota; Sordariomycetes; Xylariales; Hypoxylaceae
Product: CDK-activating kinase assembly factor
Exons: 1
Coding region: 326-1462 (378 amino acids)
Biological process (GO): positive regulation of cyclin-dependent protein serine/threonine kinase activity; nucleotide-excision repair; regulation of transcription by RNA polymerase II
Cellular component (GO): transcription factor TFIIH holo complex
Molecular function (GO): cyclin-dependent protein serine/threonine kinase activator activity
Source: RefSeq, a predicted model, not a curated record
CUUCUUUUAAGUUGCAUUUAUUCUUUCUUCUACCACAACGCGUACUACAGCCGUCUUGGUGGUUAUCCCUUACAGGAACAUUGGAAAUUACUGUACCGUAAUUAAUUACAAACUCACCCCUCAUAAGAUGAGUUCGAUUCGGCCCAAAUGAAUGACUACUAUUCCACUAGGCUUUCUCUCACCCAUCCACCGCUCUAACCGACCUUCUUCCUCGUAUUUAACCCACCUCGCAGGACGAGAUACUUAACGCUGAACACUAGUUACAUUGGCAGUCCUAUAUGCAUUAAGAGCUCUGCAUACACUCGCAAGUAAAAAAAAGGGAAUCAUGUCUCGAAGGCCUAUACCCACCGCCACCACGCUUACCGUGCGACCGCUCGACCACGUCCCAGACGACACCUGCCCGGUGUGUAAUCGCAUACGAUAUCUGAAUACAGAAAUGGAAUUCUUAAUCAACCCAGAGUGCUAUCAUCCAAUGUGCAUCAACUGUGUCAAUAACAUCUUCAGCAAAGGGCCCGCGCAAUGCCCCGUGGCCACCUGCACCAAGACCCUGCGCCAGCGCGGCUUCCGCUCGGCCUUUUUCAAGGACCUCAGGAUCGAGCGUGAGGUCGACCUGCGCCGCCGCGUUCAAGCUGUUUUCAACAUGACCCAGGACGACUUCGUCUCGCUUCGCGACUACAACGACUACCUGCAGCAGGUGGAGGACCUGACUUUCGACUUAGUUAAUGGAGACGAGACAGAGCAGCGGAAUGCAGAGCAGAAGCUGCUUGCGUACGAGCAGAAACACAAGGAUGAUAUCGAGAAGAAUAAGAAGAAAGGCCGCGAAGCAGAUUCCCUGCGCAAACAGCGCGAAGCUGCCGAAGCGGAAGCAGCGCGCCAACGCAGACUCGAAGACCAGCGGGAAGAAGAGCGCGCCCGCGCCGAAGAAGCCUCCAUAAACACCGAAGUCAUGGAAGCUCUCGAGCGAGGCGAACCCGGCACCGCCGCAGAAAUCCAAGCGCGCAUCAUCGCGCAGAAGCGAGCGCGCGUCGCCGAGAUCGCAGGCUCGAACUUCCCAAGCCUACUCAACGCAUCCGACACACCCGCCCCCACAUCCACCGACACACUCCUCUCGAUCCGGGGUCUCAAAGACAAAUCCAAGCGCGACGAGGGCGCCGAUUACUACCUCCGACCAUACGACGCGUUCGCAGGCUUAGACCUCAAACCCACGCGGUACGAGCUGCACGAGCGCUAUGAUAACCCCUGGCUCGAGGACGCGCGCAGCCGCGACGACCAUCGCGUCCCUGGAUACAGCGCCCACGAAUACGAGGCGCGCGCCAUGUUUGAUGCGUUUGCGGGAUUGGGCGUGUUCGUAGCGGAGGAGAAGGCGGAUGCGCAGAAGGCGGUUGGGACGGUGAGUGCGGAGGAGGCGGCGAGGACGGGGAGGACGACAGGGGUGAAAGUUGAGGAGGAUAUUUUUGCUUAGGGGGGGGGGGGGUAGUUGAGAGGGGGCAAUAGAAGAUCCUACGUUUGCCCUCCUCCUCCUCCUCCUCAAUCUAAUUGAACCAGUCCGAUUACGAUUAGGAAUAGAAUUUAAAUAUUUCCAAUGUUGGCCCGUGCACAGUGGCCACGAAAAGAUUACAUUCCAAUAGACGAAAUACGAUUAGGAUUACUUCGUAGUAUUUGUUUUUCACGAUUGGCCUGUGCGCAAAGGCUUUCGUCUACA